AUGAAGCACCGAAUUCUCGUCAUCGCCCUAAUCUCGGGGACUUUGGCUCAACUCCACGGCCCCCGCAUAGCCGGGCUCCUCUUCAAUUGCCCCGAGCUGGCCCAGUACUUCCCUGAGGGCGCAAAAGGUGCCGAGGUUUUCGGAUUCGAGAAGUACGGAGACCCGCAUCUCCAGAAUUACGCGUUCGACUUCGAGAGAAGGGUAUGGGGUGAAUCGCGGUGAGUUUUUGGAAAAAGUUCCUUAUUUUGGCCACAACAAAGGUACUCCGCGAACUGCGCCCAAGCUUGGGCACUAAAGUUAGGAAAAAACGCUUCGACCUAAAAAAGGAACUUUUAUCGAGUUUUUUUUUGGCUUUUGAAAUUCAGCUGAGUUUGAAAUUUUGGGGUGGGAAUCAAAAAAAUUAAAUUUUUGCGAUUUCAGCCCUGAACGUUUGGUCCCAGGCGCUGCGAACGAUCACUGGGCGUUCUUUUCCCAGAAUUUUGACCGAAUUGCAAUUACGCACUUGGUUGGCGGGUAAGUAUUGGCCAAAAGGUAUUUUUUACUCGAAGGAGGACGCUCAAAUUUUGGUGAAAAUUGGCAAAGGUUUAAAAGAAGGUUUUGCGACAAACUUUUGGGUCGAAAAUUGGAAAGAAUUUGUUGAGAAAAACCGGCUCUUUUUGAAACUGCCCCUCGAAAACGAAAUUACUCAUUGGACAACCCAAUGGUAAUGUUUCCACAAAACAUAAAAUUUUCUUUGCGAAAUUAGCAAAGCUAUAGUCAAAAAACGUUCCACUCUUAACGCUCUCCGCUUUUUGCGUACUCUCUUGGCCGUAGAGUUCGUCCAAUAUCUCGGCGGCUCUUGCAAAGCGCAAGCCAAAACUUUUGGGGAUUUUUGUGGCCAAUGCUCGACGUUUGAAAAGAUGCAAGGACAAAAAAAUAUAUUUACCAAAUUUUAAAAAAUAAAUAUUAAAAGGAAAAAGUUCCUUAUUUUGGCCACAACAAAGGUACUCCGCGAACUGCGCCCAAGCUUGGGCACAUAAGUUGGGAAAAACCCUUCGACCUAGCUGGCACUGAAUUAAUAUAAUAGCUCUAUAGUUUUAAGGGUACCUACGAAGGCUGUGACGACUCAUUUAGUUCUAUACGGAGGCAAUAAGUUUAGUUCCGGACAUGUUUCAUCGUAUAAAGUGUAAAAGCACAGGCUGCAGCCGUUUUUGAAGGGUAAGAUGGUACGUAAAAAAGAAGGUACCUCACUAACUAAAUCCACUGUCUGGGCAUUGACAACGAUGAACUGAGCGUUCACGCUAAAUUUGGGCUAAUUCCGACCAGUUCCCGCAAAGUUAUAAGUUGUAGCCAGAAUAAGGAACUUUUACCUACAUAUUAAAAAAAUUAAAAAAAAAUUUAUGUUUUUAAUAUUUUUUUAAACAUUUUUUUUGUUUUGAGGAAGAUUUAUUUCUACUGGCGAGACACGCCUCACGACCGGCAUCUUCUCCCAUUUAAUGAAGUGUUGGUUCAAGAAUACUUUGUGCUCGGCGCCUACAUUUAUUAUUGGAUGUGGACGCAGGAUCCUCGAUUUGGUCGUCAAAAUGUUUUUGGCGGAUCCUUAAAACCCGACGUUACUGCACCAUUUAAAAAAUCGAUCAUUCUUUAUAACAACAGAUUGGGCUGGGACACGUCUUCGUUCCUCUACUACUACGAAGUGGAUACCAUGUAUCGUUUGGAGACCAAUGUUUGUCGUCGGGAGUUUAGUAUCCUAAUUUGGAUUAACAAUCAAGGAACGUCGGUAAGGAAAUUUUAAAUUAAAAAAAUAUUUUUUUUUUAAUUUUUCUUUUAUUUUUUGCAUUUUUUUUCAGAACAUAUUCCGUGAUGCACAAUGCGUCCCGGAAAUUGGAAUUUUUGCCAGAGCCAACUUAGAUGUUGUUUAUCCACUGGUAGGUUGUUUUUUACCGUUUUGAGAGCUUGAACAAUGUUUCAGACCAAGUUCGCAUGGCUCGCAGCAAACUGCCGAGCAAAGAUAUUUGGAGAUGUCGCGGUGUAUGCCCAUGCGCAUAUCCGUUUUCUCUCUCCAGCGCCUACGGUGGGUGGAAAAAUGUUUUUUUUUUUAUAAUAUCAGUCUGUCGGGAAAAUAACGGCGGGUCGUCGCAGCAGAAUGUCUCGCCUCGUCGAAAGAGGGCUGCAGUCGCGCAUCCAAAUCCCCAGCGGCUGCUAGCCGUCGCGAAGCGAUGAUGGGCGGGCCGAGGCGCAACGACCCGCCGUUGGAAACAGUUGCUUAUUCUGGCCAGAACAAAGGUCUCUGCGAACUGCGCCCAAGCUUGCGAACUAAAGAAAGGCUUCGACUUAGUUUGCACUGAAUUACUAUAAUGGCUCUAUAGUUUUAAGGCACCUACAAAGACAAUGACGACUCAUUUUGUUCCAUACGGAGGCAAUAAGUUUAGUUCCGGACAUGUUUCAUCGUAUAAAGCGUAAAAUCGCAGGGUGCAGCCGUUUUUGAAGGGUAAGGUGGCACGUAAAAUAGAAGGUACCUCACUAACUAUCAGUCUGUCGGAAAAAUAACGGCGGAUCGUCGCAGCAGAAUGUCCCGCCUCGCCGCUGUCGCGCACCAAAUCCCCAACCGCGGCUUGCAGUCGCAAAGCGAUGAUGGGCGAUUCCGAGGCGCGACGAUCCGCCGUUAUUUUUCCGACAGACUGAUAAAUGCACUGUCCCGGCAUUGACAACGAUGAAUUGAGCCUGCACGCCAAAUUUGGGCUAAUUCUGACCCGUUUCCGCAAAGUUAUAAGUUUUGGCCAGAAUAAGGAACUUUCCGUUAUUUUCCCGACAGACUGAAAAUGCACGGUGCGAUAAAAAAAUUUUGAGGAUAUUUUUUUUUGUCGCACAGUGCAACUUUUGCGACAAUUUCUUUUUUCUCCGCACUGUGCAAAGCGUCGUCGGGAACUAUUUAUUUUCGUUGCGCGGUGCGAAAUUUUUCUUUUUUUUCAUUUUUUCUGCACAUUGCAGUUUUAGCGACAUUUAGUUUUGUGUGCGACACGACGAUUUUUUGACUGCACAGUACAGGAAAGAAGUAAAAUAAAAAUUCAAAAUUUUGCUGUUUUUGCAAGUUUUAUUUUCAGAUUUUUGAUCCAAAACCGGCCCCCACGGACACAACUACCACGACUACCACUACCACGGUAUAUUUUUCCUGCCAACUUUUUGUUUACUCCGGGGUUUUUUGACUGCACGGUGCAGAAAGCGGUUACGGUUCAAAUGAUGCUGUAAGUUUUGUUUUCAGACCACCACCACAACAACAACGACCACAACGACUACCACGACCACCACCACAACAACCACCACAACCACGACUACAACUCCAACAACUACGGUGCCCACUACGGUAAGUUUAUGGCAGGGCUCAAAACAAAAUUCACAGUGCACAAGGUAAUGUACUGCACAUUGCGGAUUUUGUCGCAACCAGAGAUUGCCACGGUCAAGAUUUCGGCUCCGGCUCUUAGCUCCCAGAGCCGGAGCUGGGACCAAAUUUGCAGCUCCGGCUCCCGGCUCUCGUAAAAAAUUUAAAAAGGUCUCCGGCUCCGAAUCCCGGCUCCCGCGCAAAAAAAAUUUUUAAAAAUAUCUUACCAAAAAUAAGUUAUUAGUGCCGGAUAUCAUACACCCAACGUUUUUGCAGCCAAUUCGUAUGCAGCACAUCCUUUCCAGUAUUUUUCAAGCAAUUUGGUUUAUGAAAUUUUUGCUUUUCUGAACGCUGAGAAGCCUGGCUCCGACUUUGGGCUCGGGAGCCGGAGCCGCACUCAAAAUUUCCGGCUCCGGCUCUGGCUCCCGGCUCGGAGCCGGAGCCGCUCAGAGCCGGAGCCAAGAGCCAGCUCCGGAGCCGUGGCAAUCUCUGGUCGCAACUUUUUUUUGCUACGCAAUUUUUAUGGUUGCACAGUUGAGAAAAAAAUACAAUAAAAAGUUUGCAGUAAGCUUUAUCUUCAGACCACCACCACAACUACAACAACAACGACCACAACGACCACCACGACCCCAACGACCUCGACUACCACUCCAACAACUACGGUACCGACUACGGUAAGCUUGUGGAGAAAUUUUUGUUUUUGCGCUUUUCAUUUUCGCCGUAAGUUUUGUAUUCAGACCACCACCACAACAACAACCACGACUACCACUCCACCGUCUACUACAGUGCGUUCUACGGUAAGUUUAUGGGAGUAGUUUAUUUUCCCAUUUUUGCACACUCCAAUUUUUAUUUUCAGACCACCACCACAACAACUACCACCACCACCACGACUACCACUACAGUAGGUUUACGGGCAUUACCCAAAAAAAGCGACAAGAAAUUUUUGAUUCUUAAAUUUGCACCGUGCGAAAUUUGUCGCAGCACUGUGCGUUGGAAAUUCCGUUGCACUGUGCAGACAUGUCAUGUGUUUGGGCGUCAAAAAGUAUUUUGUUCUUCUUUUGUCACUGCACUGUGCAACGCAAAAGCUUUAUCCCGUUUCUGUGGUCGGCAGAGUGCACAGUGCACAAAAUAAUGUACUGCACAGUGCGGAAUUUGUCACAAAUUUUUUUGCAAUUUUUGCACAGUGCAGAAAAAAUACAGAUGAAAUUUUGCUAUAAGCUUUGUUUGCAGACUACCACCACAACGACGACCACCAUCACGACUACCACUCCAACAACUACAGUUCCCACUACGGUAAGUUUGGCGGGGCUCAAAACAAAAUGGGUAAAAGUUCCUUAUUUUGGCCACAACUUGUAACUUUGCGGAAACUGGUCGGAAUUAGCCCAAAUUUAGCGUGCACGCUCAAUUCAUUGUUGCCAAUGCCCGGACAGUGGAUUUAGUUAGUGAGGUACCUUCUUUUUUACGUACCACCUUACCCUUCAAAAACGGCUGCAGCCUGUGAUUUUACACUUUAUACGAUGAAACAUGUCCGGAACUAAACUUAUUGCCUCCGUAUGGAACUAAAUGAGUCGUCACAGCCUUCGUAGGUACCCUUAAAACCGUAGAGCUAUUAUAGUAAUUCAGUGCCAGCUAGGUCGAAGCGUUUUUUUCCUUACUUUAAUGCCCAAGCUUGGGCGCAGUUCGCGGAGUACCUUGGUUGUGGCCAAAAUAAGGAACUUCUUCCACAAAAUGCACAGUGCACAAAAAAAAUGUACUGCACAGUGCGGAAUUUGUCACAAGAUUUUUUGCAACUUUUUUUUGCUAUGCGAUUUUUACUGCCAAAAAACAGACAAAAAUACAAUUAAAAUUUUGCUAUAAACUUUGUUUUCAGACUACUACCACAACGACCACCACAACGACUACCACUCCAACAACUACGGUGCCCACUACGGUAGGUUUGUGAGUGGGCUCAAAAACUCAAAAUUUUUGUUGUAAUUGAAAGUUUUAUUUAGACGUCAACGCCCACCACCACCACGACUUCCACUCCAAAAACUACGGUGCCCACUACGGUAAGUUUGUGGCAGGGCUCAAAUCACCGAUGAGAAAUGAUGCUGAAAGUUUUAUUUUCAGACCACCACUACCACGACUACCACCCCAACCUCUACUACGACUACAGCACCUUCUACAACGGUAGGUUGGAGAUUGCUAAAAAAGCGAUCAGAAAUUUUUGAUUUUUAAAAUUUGCGCAGUGCGAAAUUUGUCGCAGAGCGCACAGUGCAGAAUUCCAUCGAUUGCGACCCCGCACGGAUUGCGACCCAGCAACGAUUGCGACCCCCCAUCGAUUGCGACCCCGCAUCGAUUGCGACCCAAAAUGGGGUAAAGCGACCCCGGGAUGAAAAUUCUUUGAUUCUCUUCGGGAAAAACUUGCUUUAGGGGUUUUCGAGGGUGCUGAUUUCGAAAAUCAUGUUCAUUUUUCCUCUAGUACUACAUAGUACUAUUCUGAUACCAUAUAGUACGAGGUCAAAAUAUGGCUUUUGACGUUAAUGGUGUUGUUUUGAUGCUUAGUACUCUUCAAAAACACGUUUUAAAGACUUGGGGCUAUGUAGUACUGUCUGAUACUAUAUAGUACGAAGUAAAAAUAGGCUUACUAAGCACCAGAACAACACCACGAACGCCUAAAGGCCAACUUUACACCUCGUGCUACAUAGUAUCAGAUAGUACUAUAUAGCAACAAGUCUUUAAAACGUGUUUUUGAAGAGUACUAAGCAUCAAAACAACACCAUUAACGUCAAAAGCCAUAUUUUGACCUCGUACUAUAUAGUAUCAGACAGUACUAUAUAGCCCCAAGUCUUUAAAACGUGUUUUUGAUCGAGCGGGGUCGCAAUCGAAGGAUUCCCACUGUGCAUUGAAAACUUUGUUGCACUGUGCAGACAAAGCUCUUUUUAUGUUUUAUUUACAGACAAAAACAACAACGACCACCACCACCACGGCUGCCACUCCAACAACUUCUUUGACCAAGUCUACCAGUCCGACGUCCAAUAAAGUACCGUUUACUCUUCCGCCCACAACAACUGAUCCCUAUGCAAAGCCAAGUGUGAGCAAUAUGUCUUUCGUCACCACGGAGUUGCCUGAGCCGAGCAAAGAGUAGGUUGUGUUAAAGUGGCCCAAAAAUUCUUAGAACUUUGUCUUGUGAGUGCUUGAGGCUUAGAAAUUUUUCGACGGGGGUUAUAAUAAUUGUUUGUUCUAUUAUAUUUUUAUUUUUUAUUUUACCGAGGUUCAAAUCUCAUGAAUGUUGUCAUUUUUAUUGUAAUUUUAUCCUAGAUUCUGUGGUAUUAUCCAUCAGAGUAAAUGAAAUCGGAUUUCUUUUUGUAAAACAGAUUUUUUUUCAAAAAUUUCGAAUAUAUCCUAGAAAAACUUAAUAGAAAUUCAUGCUAGAAGUACAUCAAGACCCGAAAAAUACUUCCUUUUUAGCCCCGCAGAGUGGGUUUUGCCAGCCAACCACCGAACUGCCUACAUUUUCACUGGCUCCCUUCUGGGCUUGCUCGCCCUUGUCCUCCUUAUUUUAUGCUCAAUUGCGCUGGUCUUCCUCUACAGAAGAAGAAAGGAGAAGGUAAAAAAAAUGACCCCAUAAUCGCACUGAAUUUUUCAGGAAGCAAGGAAAAGGAAGAGAAAGUUGAAGGGACCAAAAAAGGAUAGUUUUACGACGACGGGAACUUCGACAAAUGUGAGCCGCACUAAUGUGACGACAAGGACGGAUACUCGCUCUUCAAUGGGGAAUCGGAAGUCGUCCAAGGUAAGGGAGGAAAUUGAAAAAAUUUGUGACUGCACUGUGCAACCAGAAUUUUUUUUUUGAUUUUUUUUUGCACUGUGCGGCAAAAACUUUUCUGCACGGUGCAGUUGGAAAUAAAAUAAAAUAUUUCCUUGUUGCUUGCACGGCUCAGGCCAAUGUGUUGACUUCACUGAAGCGAUGGGUAAUGAUUGUUGCACAGUGCCAGAUACAGUGUGCGACAAAAUUAUAACCGCACUUUAGGAAUUGCUGUAACUUUUUUGGUUGUCAAUAGAAAUGUGUCAUAUUUGGCUCCAAUAUGCACUAGUGUCUCACGAAUCAUGUGCCAAAAAAUUAUUUCGGGAAAUUUCCCCAAUUUGGAAAAAAUUGAAAAAACCAAAAUUUUGAUGAUUUUCUAUGCGACAAAAUUAUAACCGCACUUACGAAUUUGGUGAAUUAGCCUAAUUAAAUCAAUGAAUAACAAUAACUAAUGUUUAUUUACGUUGCCUGAGGCUUCAAUAACGUCGAUUGAAUAGCCGGGAAUAUUCUGGGCAAAGUUUUUUUAGCCUCUUCUGGCCAAUAUUGUGCCAGAAUCGGAAAAGUGCCUAUUUUAGCUCAGUUACUGUAGCAUAAUGCUUGUUGUCGCGGUGUAGUUAACAAACCAGGAAGCCCCACAUGUUCUCUGUCGGAUUUGAAUCCAAGGGACGCAUGGGCUCGUCCGGGAUAGCAAUUCCUUGUCGUUUAAGAAACAGCUUUGUCGACCAGCUAAGGUAUACGCGAGCCCUGCCCUGCAUUUACGUGUAGUCUGGUUGCCAAUACGUUACCCGAUGCUUGCCUAAGACUCCCUAGCAGAGAUUGCUACGGCUCCGGAGCCGGCUCUUGGCUCCGGCUCUGAGCGACUCCGGCUCCGAGCCGGGAGCCAGAGCCGGAGCCGGAAAUUUUGGGUGCGGCUCCGGCUCCCGAGCCCAAAGUUGGAGCCAGGCUUCUCAGCGUUCAGAAAAGUAAAAAUUUCGUGAUCUUGUUAAACCAAAUAAAUACUACGGAGAAAUGCGUUGCGUAUGACUUGGCUGCAAAAACCUUGGCUGUAUGACCUCUGGCACUAGCAACGUUUAUUUUUGGGAAAAUAUUUUUAAAAAAUUCUCUGCAUGGGAGCCGAGAUUCGGAGCGGCAAGCCUUUUUAAGCUUUUCAUGGGAGCCGGGAGCCGGAGCUGCAAAUUUGGCCUCGGCUCCGGCUCUGGGAGCUAAGAGCCGGAGCCGGAGCCGAAAUUUUGACCGUGGCAAUCUCUGCUCCCUAGUACUCAAGGAUACUUAUUUGAGUUGAUGUGGCCUCCAACGGAAGCACUCCGGUUCUUCGAAUGCGCCGAAAGAUUAUCAGCAAGCCACCUAAAACGUUACGGCGCGGGAAGUAAUGCGUUUCUCUUCUGAUUUCACGUCUGUAAUGUGGGUCAUGUGUGAAGCCGUCAGGUACAUCAUUUGGCCAUAAAAUCUUCAAGGAUUUCGGCACUGUAAUGAUGUUAAACUAACCUUUCACUGAUCAACCUAUUUUGCCAAUGUCACCUUGGAAAAUCUCGGCCGCGCUCUGCCGUGGACCCGGCCAGCUGAGGCCACAACUUCAUACGACGCCCAGUGAUGACGUAGCUGUGUCUUACAACCUCCAUCAUAGCUUUACUGCUACAAUUGAGGCCUAUUUCUUAGCUUAUAUGAGCCCAAGGGAUAUUGGAGUUGGAAACUUGGCGGAUAUAUCAGCCCUUGCUCUGCUGCAGUGGCGCACCUUUUUCCCAGAACGUUUAGAUGUGUUAUAGGCUUCUGGGUUACUCAGUUAGAUGCUGGCAAACUCUGUCCGAAUGGCCUACCUGAGCUAAAAUAGGCACUUUUCCGAUUCUGGCACAAUAUUGGCCAGAAGAGGCUAAAAAAACUUUGCCCAGAAUAUUCCCGGCUAUUCAAUCGACGUUAUUGAAGCCUCAGGCAACGUAAAUAAACAUUAGUUAUUGUUAUUCAUUGAUUUAAUUAGGCUAAUUCACCAAAUUCGUAAGUGCGGUUAUAAUUUUGUCGCAUAGAAAAUCAUCAAAAUUUUGGUUUUUUCAAUUUUUUCCAAAUUGGGGAAAUUUCCCGAAAUAAUUUUUUGGCACAUGAUUCGUGAGACACUAGUGCAUAUUGGAGCCAAAUAUGACACAUUUCUAUUGACAACCAAAAAAGUUACAGCAAUUUCUAAAGUGCGGUUAUAAUUUUGUCGCGCACUGUAUUUUUUUUGCAUUGUUACAAAACAAUACGGAGAAAAUUCCAUAAUUUUUUUUCAGAAAGCCAAGAAGGGAAAGAAGCAAACUGAGUCUGUCGACCGUUCUGUUCCAACCUAUAAAACCUCAUCGCUUGGGUUCAAGACAACGGGUGGUACACAAGAGUUUCACUAA
Bursaphelenchus xylophilus (pine wood nematode) is the source of this 9511-nucleotide messenger RNA. NCBI's taxonomy places the organism in Eukaryota, Metazoa, Nematoda, Chromadorea, Rhabditida, Aphelenchoididae. The record is from the annotation of a GenBank genome assembly.